GGAAGCGAGCGUACAUGCAGAACCUUCUGCGAGGUCUCCUAAGAGGGCCCCAAGGACGCCACCACCUGGGGUUCACCAGGAACAUCUCCAGUUCGUUCUCCCCUCGUCGAAGAGUCCUAGAACACCUCCAGACACGUUCCCUGAUCUCCGUAAAAGGUGCAGACACCCUGGAAUUCCUCCAGGGGCUCAUUACCAACGACAUGCGCCACCUCGAGAGCACCCCGAGCAUGUACUCCCUCUUCUUGAACACAAAAGGUCGAGUCCUCUACGACACAAUAAUCUACAGAUCAAAAACACCAGAAGCUUUUCUCCUGGAGGUGGACACCGCGAUUUCUCAGGACCUCCAGAGACACCUGAAGAUGUACAAAAUUCGGAAGAAGGUGGACAUCACCCUGGACCCAUCGACGAGGGUCUGGGCAUUUUUCGAUGAGGAUUUCGAUCCAGAGAACCUGAAGAACCUCGAGAAAUCAAAAUUAGAGGGGAAAACCGUGAAUUUUCCCUGUAGAUCUCUUGAAGAAACCCCUGGGGAACACCUUGAAGACGUUUCGAUAUUCAAGGACCCCAGAAUUCCGUCCCUGGCGAUGAGAGUCCUCAGCCUGCAGGACGUCCCCAGGACGGAGAUCAUGAAGAGACUUCUCGUCGAGGAGGACAAUGAGGGAAUUAACUACAAGGAAUUCAGGUACCGUUUGGGAAUAGGUGAAGGCGUGGAGGAUCUACCCCCGGGGAAAGCCCUUCCCCUGGAGGUCAACUGUGAUUAUCUCCAUGGGGUGAGCUUCCACAAGGGCUGCUACAUCGGACAGGAGCUGACAGCCAGGACACACCACACUGGAGUCAUCAGGAAGAGGUUCAUGCCUCUGAUUUUUGAGGAAGAUCCUGGAGGAGAUGUCCAGACGGAUGAGAACGUCCUGGGAGAUGGGGGGAAGGCUGUGGGGAAGAUAAAAGGAGUUCAGGGAAGAUUUGGCGUGGGGCUCGUGAGAAUUGCAGAGGCCCUGGGGUCUGAGAGGCUCACAGUCCUGGGGAAAAAUGUCAGGGCGAUAAAACCCUUUUGGUGGCCUGUCGACAGUCCCAAGGAGAAGAUCAUUAGUCAAUGAGUCCUGGACACGAAUUUCGGAAGGGAGGACUGAAUUCUCUGGAGACAAGACUUGGAAUAUUCUUGGAUUUUUCAAUUAUCGAGUAAGAGUUGAGGG
Fopius arisanus is the source of this 1187-nucleotide messenger RNA. Its product is annotated as putative transferase CAF17 homolog, mitochondrial. The record is from RefSeq and is a predicted model, not a curated record. NCBI's taxonomy places the organism in Eukaryota, Metazoa, Arthropoda, Insecta, Hymenoptera, Braconidae. Gene Ontology annotation, cellular component: mitochondrial matrix. Gene Ontology annotation, molecular function: protein binding. The transcript has 2 exons. Gene Ontology annotation, biological process: iron-sulfur cluster assembly. The coding region runs from base 15 to 1091 and encodes 358 amino acids.